AUGCUGAAUGAUUUCCCGGAGCACCUGAAAGAGGCAUUAGUGAUGAUAAUAAAGAAAGAAGGCUACGAAACUUGCAGCAUCACUAAAAGGACAUUGUCAUCGAAAGGCGCAAAUCUUCUGGGAAUACUACACGAAGUGGACGUUAUAGGCACGGCGGCUAACGGCUGUAAUAAAACAAAUUAUCUCUUCAUCAAGCAGGCGAUGGUUCUAAAUAAAAUUCGAGCCGUAUCAAUCGACAAUAUUUAUUCCAAAGAGGUUUAUUUUUACACGGAGGUCGCGCAGAUACUAGACAAUCUACAGAACGAGGCUGAUAUUCCAGAAAGAGAGAGAUUCAAUAUAGCCAACGGCUACGACGAAAGCAGCGAGAAGGCGAUUAUCCUCGAAAAUUUAACCAGGAAGGGCUACAAGACCUUCAACAAAGCGGAAGGCCUGACGCUGAAGUGCGCAGAGCUAUCGAUAGAACAAUUAGCCAAGUUCCACGCACUAUGUUUGGUGAUGCAAAAGAGAAUGCCGGAUUACUACGAGAUGAAAAUCAAGAAGCAGAAAUGCCCGGUGAUGUUCAAUGACGACUGGAACGGUUUCUUAGUCAACAUCUGCGGCAAGUUCGUCGACGCUUUGGAGGAAGACACGAAAAGCAAAGUCGGGUGGUUGCUGUCGAGAAUGCAAAACGAUUAUCCGAGCUAUCUAACCGAGGACUCGCCCGUGUGCGUUAUGUGCCAUGGCGAUUACAAGCCGCAAAACAUAAUGAUUAAAGAAGUGGAUGGCGAGGUAGUGGACGUGAUGCCGUUGGACUACCAGCUCGCGUACCACGGGUGUCCCAUCAACGAUCUGAUGUUCUACAUAUUCAGCGGCACGGACCAGCAGUUCAGGGGCCGCCAUUUGGAGCACCUGAAGGGCCUGUACCAUGACUGUAUGGGGAGGUUCCUGGGUCGCUUCGGCGUGGACGUGGAGGCGGUAUUCCCCCGCGGCCAAUUCGAGCGGAUGUACAAAGAGAGGCUGCUCUUCGGGCUGAUGGUCGGCACGCUCAUGUCGUACUUCGCCUUCGUGCCGGAAGACGACCUCCCCGACGUGGAGAACAGUGAGAUGUCCGAGUUUGUGGUCAACCCCGAGCCCGGAUACGAGAGCUGGGUGCGCGGACUCGUAGACGACUUCACGCAGUGGGGCUGUUUG
This is a messenger RNA of Iphiclides podalirius (scarce swallowtail), 1170 nucleotides long. NCBI's taxonomy places the organism in Eukaryota, Metazoa, Arthropoda, Insecta, Lepidoptera, Papilionidae. The record is from the annotation of a GenBank genome assembly.